Messenger RNA from Gasterosteus aculeatus aculeatus (three-spined stickleback), 761 nucleotides. Its product is annotated as rheacalcin-1-like. NCBI's taxonomy places the organism in Eukaryota, Metazoa, Chordata, Actinopteri, Perciformes, Gasterosteidae. The record is from RefSeq and is a predicted model, not a curated record.
AUGAUCCCUGAGCCUCCUGCCAUCACUCACCUGUCUCCCACCUGAAGACCUCCCACCUGCCUUGCAGACCUCAGUAGCUCCUGUCAUGAAGACUGCGCUGAUCCUCGCCGUCAUCGGCUGCGUCGCUGUGUCCAUCAGGGCCGCCACAAUUGUUCCAGUCGAGGCUGCUGCAGUUCAACAGAACAACAGUCCUCCACCAAAAGCAGGGCCGGAUGCAGCUGUAGCGAGUGGACCUGAAGCUCGUUUCCAUUUCUGCCUUGAUGGUUGGCUUGGUUUCCGUGGUAACUGCUACUACUUAGCCAACCACGUCGACACCUGGAGCGGCGCAGAGAGCUUCUGUGCGAGCUUCGAUGGCAGCCUGGCCUCAGCCCAAAACAUCUGGGAGUAUCAGUUCCUCCAGCGAGUGGUCAGGACUGGAGGACACACCUUUGCCUGGCUUGGAGGAUACUUCUUUGAGGGCAACUGGAGGUGGGGAGAUGGCUCCGUGUUUAACUACCACAACUGGGAAAUAGAGAGCUUCACCGACAGUUUCCAGUGCCUCAAGCUCAGCUCUCAAGCGGGCUGGUCCAAUCACGGCUGCAGCACGCGCUCCCCGUUCGUCUGUCAGGUGAAGCCGACCUGCUAGACGCCACAGUGCACAGUGCUGCAGCGCCACGACACAAGGCUGCUGCCGCUUCUGUACGAGACGACUUCAAGUCCCUCUCAUGCUUCUAUGUGUUUGUCCGAUGACACAUGAUUCCGCAACAUUCAAGUAUAUACAU